Messenger RNA from Nicotiana attenuata, 2414 nucleotides. Its product is annotated as SUN domain-containing ossification factor-like. Gene Ontology annotation, cellular component: cytoplasm; membrane. The record is from RefSeq and is a predicted model, not a curated record. Lineage: Eukaryota; Viridiplantae; Streptophyta; Magnoliopsida; Solanales; Solanaceae. Bases 557 to 2320 code for a protein of 587 amino acids. Gene Ontology annotation, biological process: protein folding in endoplasmic reticulum. The transcript has 6 exons.
UCCACUCACUCCUUUUCAUUUACAAUUACAAUCGUUCCCAUCUUCAAUCUCACCUCUAUGUAUAUGUACAGUAGUAAAAGAACCCAGAAAAUUCAGGGUGGAUAUGUAAAUAUACUAUAUUUUUAUUCACUGUGAUGGUAAAAGAAAAUUUAUCAAUAGUUUUGAUAGUAUAAAAGAAAUCAUCUUUUCUUCUUCAAAUUCCUAGUCUUGACAGAGAGAGAGAGAGGAGAGACUUUUUCAAAAAGAGGAAUAGUAGAUUGUAAGAGAAAGCCGUUAGAUUGGAAUUAUCUGAGACUGAAUAUAUAUAAAGAAGAGUUGAAACGGCAAAGACAAAACCAGAAAAAAAAAAGAUCCGUUUGGUCUUUCUGAUUGGAAUUCAGCGAUUUUGAGGAUCUAUUUUUCUUGGAUUUUGAAGAUCCUUCAGUUGAUAUCAGUAUACAGCUGUGGUGAGAUUGAUGAAGAGUAAAGGACCAUCAAAUGCUUUAUUUGGCCUUUUUUUACUAGCUCGUCUUGCAAUUAUUAAUCAUUGAGUCACAGCAGAUCAGAUUGAUGUGCAAUGCAGAGAUCACGUAGGGCUCUUCUGCAAAGAAGAAGAGCUUUGGAGAAGACAACUUGCGGGAGGACUCGUGUUUAUAAAGUUUCUCUUUCUGUGGUUGCUGUUCUGUGGGCACUUGUUUUCCUUUUGAACUUGUGGAUCGGUCAUGGUGAUGUUAAUGAAGAUGGAGCUGGAGAUUUUCCAGUACCUGUAGGAUCAUGGGAUGAAGAUAAACCUCAAUAUGGUAGCGGCACUUGUGCUGCUUUGCCCGAGACUGAAACUUCAUCACAGGAAAUCAGUUCUGAAGACUCAGCAAAGAUUUUAUGUACAGAGGCAGGGAAAAAUCAAGUUAUCAACGGAGAAACACCAGAUGUUGUGCAAAACAGCAACCCUGUUCCUGCGAAUCAACAGCAGGCUAGUGAGGGAAAACCAGAGUCUACUCCAAGUUCAGAAAAGGAUGCUUCAAAGUCGGACAGAUUUGCUCGUGCCGUGCCUCCAGGUCUUGAUGAAUUCAAAAACAAGGCAUUUAACGCAAAAAAUCAGGGAAAAAGUGGCCAGGCCGGAGGGAUUAUACAUAGGUUAGAGCCUGGAGGAUCAGAGUAUAAUUAUGCUUCUGCUUCAAAAGGAGCGAAAGUCCUGGCUUACAACAAGGAAGCAAAAGGUGCUUCCAACAUCUUGAGCAGAGAUAAGGACAAGUACCUUCGUAAUCCUUGCUCAGCUGAGGAGAAGUUUGUCAUCAUUGAACUGUCGGAAGAAACCCUCGUGGAUACAGUUGAGGUUGCAAAUUUUGAACAUCACUCGUCUAAUCUAAAAGGUUUUGAGCUCCUUGGCAGUCCCAUUUAUCCAACAGACACAUGGAUCAAAGUUGGAAAUUUUACCGCUGCAAAUGUAAGGCAUGCUCAAAGGUUUCUUCUUCCAGAGCCAAAAUGGGUAAGAUAUCUUAAAUUGAAUCUUCUGAGCCAUUAUGGUUCAGAGUUCUACUGUACACUGAGCAUUUUGGAGGUGUACGGAGUUGAUGCUGUUGAAAAGAUGCUUGAGGAUUUUAUCUCUGAUCAAGAUAAGUUGUUUGUACCCAAACGAACUAGUAGUAACGAGAAAUCUCUGCCCACUCAACAUGUUUCUAAUCAAGGUGAAUUCGUUCAAGAUAUUGAUGAUGAAAUGGAAAAGGAUAUAGCUGUUGGAAAGUCUGAUGUUAAAAGGGGUGUAAUGACAACUGAUGUGCCUGACCAAGUGGAAGAAGUUCGUCAUCAACAGGUAAAUAGGAUGCCCGGCGACAGUCUGAAGAUACUGAUGAAAAAAGUACGGUCUCUGGAUAUCAAUUUGUCAGUUUUGGAACGAUAUCUGGAAGAGUUAAAUUCUAGAUAUGGCAAAAUUUUCAAAGACUUCGAUUCUGAAAUGGGAGAAAAAGAUGCUCUUCUUCAAAAUAUCAGAUCAGAAAUAAGGGGUUUAUCUGAAAGCAAGGAUUCCUUAGGUAAAGAAGUUGCGGACCUAGUAUCAUGGAAAUCCCUUGUUUCCACGCAGCUGGAAGUUAUUAUCAGGGGAAAUGAUAUUCUCAGGAAGGAGGUGGAAAAGGUUCAGAGGAAUCAGGUACACAUGGAGAAUAAAGGAAUUGUUAUUUUUCUUAUAUGUUCAUUUUUUGGAUUAUUGGCUCUUGUCAGGCUUCUCGUAGAUACAGUUUUGAGUAAUUAUUGGUCAGAAAAUUCCAGGAAAUUUUGUUCAGAGAGUUACUCCUGGUAUUUCCUACUUUUGAGUUGUACAAUUACAAUUAUCAUCCUAUCCUUGUAAUUUAUGUAAUAUAGCAACGUCAACUCAUACAUACAACUUCAUGAUCGACUUUGGAAAUAAACCUUAUAUAUUUGAUGUCGAAAACCUUCUCCUA